Gracilinanus agilis (Agile Gracile Mouse Opossum) is the source of this 1587-nucleotide messenger RNA. RefSeq names its product dentin matrix acidic phosphoprotein 1 (gene DMP1). Gene Ontology annotation, biological process: ossification; extracellular matrix organization. Gene Ontology annotation, cellular component: extracellular matrix. The record is from RefSeq and is a predicted model, not a curated record. The coding region runs from base 1 to 1587 and encodes 528 amino acids. The transcript has 5 exons. Gene Ontology annotation, molecular function: extracellular matrix binding. Lineage: Eukaryota; Metazoa; Chordata; Mammalia; Didelphimorphia; Didelphidae.
AUGAAGACCCUUUUCCUGCUAAUCGUCUUCUGGGGAUUAUCCUGUGCUCUUCCUGUCACCAGAUAUCUAAACACAGACUCUGAGAGUUCUGAAGAAUUGAUGGAUCACUUGACUCUGACACCACCUCUGUCCUUGGAGAGUAGUGAGUCAUCAGAAGAAAGUAAAGAUAGCUCAAAGGAACAGACGAAUGAGGAUAAAAUGGACUACAGUGACAGUACUGAAUCAGAGGAAGACUUGGACCUUACUGAUCAAGGGUCUGUAUAUCGACAAUCUGACAGCUCCCUUAAGAGUGGAAUAAAAGAAGAUGAUAAGAAUGAUGAUGAAGAUGACAGUGGAGAUGACACUUUUAUUGAUAUAGACAAUGGCCAGGGCUCCAUGGAAAGGCAUCAACAAGAAGGUGAUGAUUCUGACACCACUCUACCCAAUGAAAAUAGUACUGCAGAUGGGGAAGAUGGCAAUCAUGAUGUGGUCAGUGAUGAAAGCAGUCAGAGUGAGAGCAGAAGCCUUGAAGAAGAAAAUGAAAGUCAUGGGGUAGAUAUCCAUGACAGCAAAAGUGAUGAGUACACUGUGGAAGUAGGAAGUGAAAAAAGCUACAGCAAUUCCAGAGAUGAUUCUGCUUUAGAUGAGGAAGGAAUGCAAGGUGAUGACCCAGACAGCAUUAUGAGUGAGAUAAGCAAUUCCAGAAUGACUGGUCAUAGUGUCAACUCGAAGAAAAAGAUUCAGAAGACGAGACAUUGGGAUGGGAACAGAAAAGAGUCUGAUGUGAGCCAGUUGGUGGGGCAGUUUAACAGAAAGUCUUUCCAAAAGGCCCGCAUCUCAGAAGAUGAUUGGGAUGAAAACGAUAGCAACACCAUGGAAGAAACCAUGAGUGACUCCACAGAGAAGAGUCAAUCCAGUGAAAAUGGUCAAUCUAAUGAGAACAGCAAAAGCAAAUCUCAAGAAGAUAGCAACAGUCAGUCUCAGGAAGACAGCCAAACUGUGAGGGAUCUUAGCAGUGAGUCUAGACCUCGUGACAGUGAUGAAUCCUAUGAAAAACAAAGUAAAUCCAAGGAAGAAAAUGAAAAUGUUUCAAGGGGAGAUAACCCUGAUUCUGAUGGAAAGAGUGCUGGCUUAUCUGAAGAUAAUAAGGAAGAUAGUAGUAGUUCCUCAGAAGAGGGUGACCUCAACAAGUCCUCCAAAUCAGACAGUGAAUCUGAAGAGGCACAAAGUGACAGUGAAUCCAAUGAGAGUGAGAGUCCCUCAGUGGAAAGCAAGGAGUCAAGUGAGGAAAACAGUUCUAACCAGGAGAGCUUCCAGUCUCAGAGCUCAUCAGCAGAGAGCCAAAGUGUCUCCAAGGAAGACAGUGGGGAAAGCAGUUCUGAACAGUUACAAGAAGAGGAAAAUAGUCAAUCUGAAGAAGAUGCCAGAGGACUUCAGGAAAAUAGUAAGCUUAAAGAAAAUGAGAGUUCCAGUGAAAGUAGAUCAGUCAGCAAUGAAGAGAGCUUGUCUAGAAGCAUUGAGGUAGAAAGCAGAAAGCUGACAGUUGACAUGUAUCAUAACCGACCCACUGGAGACCAUGAUGACAAUGACUGCCAAGAUGGCUAUUAG